AUAUUUUAAUACCUCUCCCCGAGACACAUUUUUACUUUCGUAGGCUGUAGCCCACGUCCAGGUUAGGCUGGCAGUUUAGAGCUCAGACGCUAUGUGGCGCUCUCGCACCAUGAGAGGAGCUCGUCCUGCCCGCUACGCUCUGAUAGCUCCGAGUCUGGGAAACCUUCAGAAACUCACCACCCAGCAUUUCAGCCUUCACACCGGAGCGCACAGGCGUGCUGGCGUCCGCGGGAACGCACCGUUCAGGUUAGGAUGGACCCCUCUGCACCGAACCACAGGACCGCUGGGGGUUGUUGGGGGGGGAGAGGCAGAGGCUGGAGGCGUUAGGGGGAGGAGGAAGGAACAGUCAGUUUCGAUUUAAUUCCUUAACCGGCUCCCUUUACGCAGGGUGGAGAGGUACAGUAGUCUGCCGUCUGGCAGUAUAAUCCGCUUGACGGGAGGAGCAGGGAAACACUCUCCAGGCAGAGACAGAGAGAGGGAGGGAAACAUUUAAGUCGGACAGGGGCAGAGAGAGUUGACAGGAGUGCUUGUCAGAUUUGGAGCUCUUUUUUUCCUGCUGCUGAAACCUUAAUAGAACUGACUGAUUGACUCUGAGGAUAAUGCAAGCGGUUUGAAUUCCAUCAUGAGUGGACCAACAAAUGUUCAGUACCAGUCUGGUGUUUAUGGAGGAAACAACAACAGCAGCUCUCCUCUCUCCAGCCGCGGAAAUUCGCCCAUCUUGUGUGAGCGCUGUGGGGAGGUGUGUCGUGGGGAGGUGGUGCGCGUCAAAAACACACACUUCCACGUUCAAUGCUUCACCUGCCAUGUGUGUGGCUGCGAUCUAGUGCACUCUGGUUUCUUCCACCACUCUGGCGAGUACAUCUGUACAGCGGACUACCAGCGGCUCUAUGGGACCCAGUGUGACAGCUGUGAGCAGUACAUCACUGGGGAGGUAGUUUCGGCCCUGGGGAGGACAUACCACCCACAUUGCUUUGUCUGCAGCAUCUGCAGGAGUGCGUUCCCAAUUGGAGACAGGGUGACCUUCUGUGGGAAGAAGUGUGUGUGUCAGCAGUGCUCACACACUCUGAAAAGCGACAAGCCCGUCAAGGUCCACGGACCAAGCUACUGUGCAGGCUGUGGAGAGGAAAUCAAACAGGGUCAGUCUCUGCUGGCUCUGGAGAGACAGUGGCAUGUCAGUUGCUUUAAAUGCAGAACGUGCGGCUGUGCGCUCACUGGAGAGUACAUCAGCAAGGAUGGGAUACCUUACUGUGAGACUGACUACCACACUCAGUUUGGGAUCAGGUGUGAUAGCUGUAACAGGUACAUCAGCGGCAGAGUACUUGAGGCUGGAGGGAAGCACUACCACCCCAGUUGUGCCAGAUGUGCUCGCUGUCAUAUGAUGUUCCUGGAAGGAGAAGAAAUGUACCUUACAGGUUCAGAGGUUUGGCACCCCAUGUGUAAAGAAGCAGCUCGGCUGGCGAGAAAACUGAGGCUGAGACGCACCUCUGAGACGGCAUCCAUUUCUCCUCCAGGCUCCUCUCCUCUCCUCGGCUCCCCUCACCGGCUCAUCUGUUCUCAAGCUGACAGUGACGUUUUGCGCUACAAGGAGCUGGCGGCUCUGCCCAGGGUGAAAGCCAUAUAUGAGAGGCCUGACAUCAUCCCUUAUCAGGCCAACCAUGCCCACACAGACCUUUCAGAUGACACUUUGGAGCGAUACAGCUGCAGACAGUCCUUGGUCUCCUUAUCACCAUACUCUCAUGAUCUCUUGGACGGUGUGGAACUAAGAACGAGGCGUUCCUCCAGCUCUGCCUUCACUGACUCUCCUGCACACGGAGGCUCCCCACUGCAUUAUUAUCUCCCUGGCAGUGAGAGUGGCAGGAGUUCACCCUAUUACAGUCAGCCAGAGCCCAGGUGUGCCACACCAACCACCACCAUCUUCCAAGCCCCAAAGCAUUUCCAUGUGCCAGCUUCUGAGGAAACCAACAUCUACAGGAAACCCCCCAUUUAUAAAAGACAAGCCAUAUCUGUCUCUCCAGCAGCCAGUAAGAGUAAGACCAACGAAAACCUCCUCAAUUCCAGUCGCCUUUCCACCUCCAACGGCAACAGCCUUUAUCACCCAGACUCAAACUACUACCCAUACACUGGCUCGCCGAAAGUCUCCAGGGUCAGGAGGUUUUCGACCGGAGGAGAAGAGGAUGGAUGGAAUCAGAAUAUAAACAAGGGAAUUGGCAGGAUGAUCCUGAAGGAGGAGAUGAAAGCGCGUUCAGGUUGUCACGACAAUGACCAGUGGGGGAGCAGACGCAGUUCCCGCAGUAGCAGCAAAGAGGCGCUGAAUAAUCUGGGAAACUGCUCGCUCAACGGCUCUCCCAGGUCCGUCUACAGUGCAGACAGCGACUCAUACAUUGCCAAAUCGUCCUCGUUGCCAGGCUACGGCAGAAGUGGACUAAACAGGCAGCCUGGGAGUGCGGGUGCAGAUCAUUACCAGUACGACAGCAGUAAUGCAGUUAAUUGGCAGAUCAGAGAAUACAAGAUCUACCCGUAUGAAGCCCUUAUAGUGUCAGUCAGAGGGCAGCAGCGUCUCCCAAGUGAUGUGGAUCGAGCCAGACUGGAGCGUCACCUCUCACCAGAAGACUUCUACAGAGUCUUUGGCAUGUCUAUGUCUGCCUUUGAUCAUCUUGCUCAGUGGAAGAAGAACGAACUAAAGAAACAGGUCAGACUCUUCUGAGAAAAGGAAGCCAGGAGAACCGUCUAACCGAGUGCAGGUCCUCCGCCAACAACAACAACAAGCUCUGAAAAGGGGCCUUUAGAGAGGCCUGCAGACCCCAGAUUGACUGUUUCACAGUGGAAGAGGAACUGGUUGAAAUAAAAGACUCCACUCUUUUGAGGUAACAAGAGCAGAACUGUUCUUGGCUCCUGAUCCUGUGUGUACUUGGACAUCUUAAACAAUACAUAUGAAGACAGCCAACUGGCCAAAAGAGGAAAGAAACUGGAAUCAGAGGAAGGAGAUCAUGAUGACUAUGAGAGGUAGUAGAUGAGCCACACUGGAGCUGCAACAGACAUAAAGCUGAUGAGGAUAUCCUACCAUACUAUGGGGUUGCAACACUGCGCCAAACUUGCAUCUAUGUCCAAAAUUAGGGAGAGAGUUUGGGUAGCGAAUAGGCUGCCUGGAAGACGGACUGGCAUAUUGUUGGAGGCAAAAAGGAUCCAGUGUUAGUCACACAGACGCUAUCAUCAUCAGCGACCAAUAAGAUAAAGAGAAUAGUGUGAUUCUCAUUAGGCUUAUUGAAUGUGACAUACACAGGGUGUUUUUAUCUGUCUAAUAAAGCGAGAUGUACCUGUAUGUGUUUUAAGGGGAAGGUAACCUGAACGUCACACGCAGACACCACAUGCAGAACACUUUACAACCGAAGGGACAGGGGUGUUACCGCCUUUGACUCUUUUCCUGCUUCCAACGUUAGCUACACGAUUGCUGGAUAUAAACCAGACACUAUACAGUAUUAAAUUGCUGUGAGCUGUAGCCUACAUUCACUUCUAAACAGAGGCGGAACAUAACGUAAUCUCUGAGAUUAUUCAGCUCUCAGAGCUGAACCGGGCAGACACAUCAGUUUUCUUCAGAUUCACCCUGGGUUAGGGUUAAUUACGUAUACUGCUAACUUACAAUACUACUAACAUGACCAUCGCCAAAAUAGACUCGCAACUCAGAAAUGAACAGCGGAGCUGCUGUUUGCAGCAGAGGUGCUGAAAUUUGUUAACAAUCAUAUGACAUGUUACCUCUCUCUCUCUCUCUCUCUCUCUCUCUCUCUCUCUCUCUCUGCUUGCUCACACACAUACACAAACACACAAACAGUCUGGUUCUGCUGGUUGAUUAACGCAGAAGGUGCUGAGGACUCUCAUAAUGGGCCGGGUGGGUAGCGCACUGCCAUGAGGCUAAUGUCUGAUUACUCCAUAUUUUCAUUGUGCUAUUUUGAGAUAAUGUGAAUUAACUGUGACAUAGAAAUUAGGUUUUAGUACUGUACACACCCUUUAAAACAAGAUGUUUUUUUCUUAUUUUAUUUGAAGAAAUCAAGGUUUUUGUCAAUUCAUACUCGCAGCUGGACUCAUGAAGCGGCUCAGAAUUUCAGCUGUUGGAUUGCACCAUACUGAAUCAUCUGUGUGUGUGUGUGUGUGUGUGUGUGUGUGUG
Messenger RNA from Etheostoma spectabile (orangethroat darter), 4160 nucleotides. RefSeq names its product actin-binding LIM protein 3. NCBI's taxonomy places the organism in Eukaryota, Metazoa, Chordata, Actinopteri, Perciformes, Percidae. Gene Ontology annotation, cellular component: stress fiber; actin cytoskeleton. Gene Ontology annotation, molecular function: actin filament binding. The record is from RefSeq and is a predicted model, not a curated record. Gene Ontology annotation, biological process: lamellipodium assembly; cytoskeleton organization; cilium assembly.